Molecule: messenger RNA, 1246 nt
Organism: Panicum virgatum (switchgrass)
Lineage: Eukaryota; Viridiplantae; Streptophyta; Magnoliopsida; Poales; Poaceae
Product: RNA-binding protein Musashi homolog Rbp6-like
Exons: 3
Coding region: 53-973 (306 amino acids)
Molecular function (GO): RNA binding
Source: RefSeq, a predicted model, not a curated record
UCCCAAACCGCCCGCCUCCUUGCCGGCACCGGCCGAAGCGCUCCUCGCCGUGAUGGACCAGGCGGAGCACGAGCCCCGGAAGCUCUUCGUCGGCGGCCUGCCGCGGUUGGGCGUCACUCAAAACAGCCUGAGGGCCCACUUCGCCCGCUACGGGCACGUGGUGGAAGCGCUGGUGAUGGAGUAUCCGGACGGCAUGGGCCGCGGCUUCGGCUUCGUCGAGUUCCAGGAUGAAGAGGCGGCGCUCAGGGCUCUCGACGCGAGGGAGGCGGACGCGCACGCUGCCUUCUUUGGCCGAAAGGUUGAUGUGAAAAAAGCAGAGAAGAAACAAGGAACCCGGUCCGCGCCGACUCAGAGCAGUUCAUAUAAACCGGAUGCUGAUCCCAAGAAGAUCUUUGUGGGUGGGUUAGGUGACAAGAUCACCAAAGAUGAUCUAUCAGGAUACUUUGAGAAGUUUGGUACAAUAACUGAUGCUGUUGUGUGUCAUGAUAAACUAACAAGAAAGGCAAGGGGCUUUGGUUUCGUGACCUUUGAUUCAAAGGAAGCUGCGGACAAGGUUUUGGAGAAUCAGUUUCAUUACUUGAAGGGAACAAAGGUUGAAACAACUAAAACUAAACCUAGAAAUUUAAUGGACAGUGGGGGCUGGGGUCACAGGAGCCCUGUUAAUGACUAUGGUGGAAUGUACUCACUCCACAACGGACCAUUUAUCCCUUGCCCUUAUCUGGUUCCAUAUCCAUACCUUUAUGCACCACCUGGAAUCAUGAAUUAUGGGUACAUGAUGAACCAAACAGGCACAUCAAAUGAUAUUGGUAUGAUGGCAGUGCGCCCCCCUCCUGCGAUGUAUGCACAUUAUGCAAGUUCAAAUGGAUAUUAUGCUGCCAGUUUGAAACUUCAAUGUGAUAGCAGAGUUAAGGGAAAUCAGCCUUCCGCUAGCUGGAAAUCAGAUCCAGCAAAGCCAGAUUCCAACUUACUGUAAGGAGGCUAAUGUGACAACAUCGGGAACUCUAGGUAGUUUUGAAGACUGGAGCUUACCUGCCCAUAUUCUUUGUUCGCAAUCUGUACAUUGAGUCCAAGCAAAUGGGGGAAACCAAACCUCUGUACCUCCUAUCGCGUAUCCACCAUGCUCGAAUUCUCUUACCGUUGCCAUCACAGUUUACUUUGGAUUAAUACAUUCAUGUUAUCUUAUUCGUUUGGUACUGAAACAUCUCUUUUUUUUGGGGGGUGGUGACCAAAUCUGAUUCUUGUUGCU